CGCCGGAGCCCGCCGCCGCCGCUCCGCCUCUUCCUCCUGCGGCGCGGCGGGACGGCGAGGGGCCGCCGGCCCUAUGGAGCCGGCGCUCUUCGCGUGGGGUGCAAACAGCUAUGGACAGCUUGGUCUUGGUCAUAAAGAGGAUGUGAUGGUACCUCAGUCACUGAAAGAUGUUUCCUGCAAAUGUCAAGACGUUAAAAGCAUUACUGGAGGAGGGGGACAUUCCGCAGUUAUCACUGGUGCGGGAGAACUCUUUGUUUGUGGCCAUAACAAAGACGGGCAGUUGGGAUUGAAUCACACAGAGGACGUGCUGCAUUUUACUUUGUGCGCUGCCCUGUCUGGCUUCUGUGUAAAACAAGUUGCCUGUGGCUGGGAUUUUACAAUCAUAUUAGUAGGAUCUGGGCUAGUUCUGUCCUGUGGGUCUAACUCUUUUGGACAAUUAGGAGUUCCUCAAAUAUCAAGUCCAUGCUUGAUUCCACAAAAGAUUGAGUCUCUCAAAGAGAAGGUGGUGGAUGUUGCUGCAGGACUGAGACAUGCCCUUGCUGCUACAGAGAGUGGUUUGGUGUUUCAGUGGGGAACUGGCAUGGCAUCUUGGGCAAAGCGUGCAAACCAAGGAAAAACCCUCCCUCUGUUCUUGACAGCGAAGGAGCCCUGUGAAGUAACAGGCCUGGAAGAUGUAAAGGUGAAGAGGGUUGCUGCAAGCUCCUAUCAUUCGGUAUCACUCACAGAUGAAGGACACCUGUAUGUCUGGGGUAGGAACAAACAUGGGCAGCUAGUGAGCAAAGAGAUCUUCCUUGUUGAGCCCAAGAAGAUUGAGACUCAGUUUUUCUCACAUGACAAGAUUGGAGCAGUUUGGAGUGGCUGGACCCACUUGGUGGCACAAACAGAAAAUGGCAGGGUAUUCACCUGGGGCAGGGCAGACUAUGGGCAACUUGGAAGGCGUGCAGUGGUUCCUGAUGGGCAAGAGGAGUGCAUAGCAUCUGAACACUUGGAGUUGUGCAACAUCCCUAUUUCAGUGCCUUGCCUAAACGGAGCAUCUCAGAUCGCAUGUGGCUCAGAGCAUAAUCUGGCAGUAGUUGCUCAUAGUUUGUCUAGGGUUGAGCUCCUGUGCACUGUCAUUAUGUUUCCUGCGAGACACUAUACCACAUCUACAGGGAUAAUUCUGCUGCGUCAAGAACCCUACAAAAGAUGGGUGGCUGGUGCUUCUCUUGGGGAUGGAAUGAACAUGGGAUGUGUGGUGAUGGCACAGAAGCAAAUGUUUGUGUCCCGAAGCCAGUCAAAGCUCUUGGUUAUGCAAAACAGCUCUUAAUUGGAUGUGGAGCAGGACACUCCAUGGCUCUUUGUCAAACUCCACAUUAGACUUGGUACACCUGAAAUCAUAGCAUCAUGGAUGUGGAUGGACAUCUUUGGAUUGCCUAGCUCAGAAAUGCUACAAGAGGAUUGCCCAUGAUGCAGAAGAAGUUCUUUUCUAAGACUGAAGGGAAAGAGCAUGCAUCAAAAACUAUAAUAUUUAAAAAAAUGUUUCAUGUGUCCUUUUCACAGGAUUUACUUUCUUACCCACAGAUAGAAUGACAAACAUUUUGCCUUCAUGCAAUACCACUGAAGAAAGAAUGAAGUUUUCUUGUUCUUCUGAGAAGUCUUUGAGGAAGAAACCAGCUGCUUAAUUGCUUAUCAUUGGUGUAUAAGUUCAGUCUGAGGAAAUGGUCUGAGAAGGUGGAGUCAUAGGGCCCCUUCUAGUCUUUUAUUAUUGUAUCUUUAUGUCAUGAUGAGCGUGUGUUGCUCCCCUGCCAACUUAUAAUGGAGUUGUGAGCUCCCAGCCUCUCAGAAAAUCCAGUUUGCGUCCUAGAGAAAUGCCAGUGUACAUAAAUAGAUGCAUACAUACAUUUUAAACAGAAGAUUAGGAUUUAAAAUGAAAAAAAGGAGACAUAAUUUGGAAGGCUGGCAAAAGGGGACAAUGAGGCCCUUCUGAACUAGCUAUAUCUUGAUUAAACUGUGAAAGGAGCAGUAUUCCUGAAGAAUUAUCUUCUGUGCCAGACAUCAGUUUAUUACAGAUUUACAGGGAUACAAAUUCGCAUGAAUUAUUAUUAACUUGCAAAUCUAACCUGAAUUUUCUGAAGCUACUGCUUAGGGAAGAAAAACUUCUAAGAGCUCUUGGAAACAAUAGAAGAGUUCUUGUCAAAGGGCAUAAGACAGCUGUAGCUGUUAAGGGCAGUUCAUUCUGACACAGCACCUGUGUUUCCAGCUGCCUUCGAAUAGGAAGAUAUCACAAUCUAAACAGAAAGUUCUUACAAGUUCUCCAGCCUAAAAGGCAGACCAGAAUGCUCUUGAUAAUUUCAGGUUAGUUCAGGCAUCUGUUUCACAGCCCAACUGAGUUCAGAGCAUGCCCACAGCACACGUUCCAGGUGAGUGCUUGGCAGAGAAUGCAGGCCUACCUAUUUUGAUAGGAGAAAUGAAAAAGUGUAAAUUAUCUUCAUGUAUUAUUAGUUACCUAUGUUGAGUAGAGUUUUGGAAGCUAUUUAUAAAAUUGUUUUUCACACAAAUACAGUGGAUGCCAUUAAACUGGAUGUUUACCACCCACGAUAGUUACAUUUGCUGUGGUAUUUGAUGUAUUUCAAGUUCUAAACAUAGAGAAUACUACUGUGUGGUAAAUGCACCUUUUAAUGAGACCCACUGUUGUUUAAUUUUUAAAGCAGGCUUGCCAGGAAAGAAGCCUUACAGAAUUACAAAUACUCAGAGAAGCGCUCUUAGGAAAUAGGACAGGAAGACUUUCUAAUGAUAUAUCAGCUUACACAUGAAGGGGAAGGAAUUAAGCUGGUAAUAGGGGCUGCAAGGCUUUCCCCCCCUUGGUUUUACAGCAGUUAGAGUUUAUGGCCUAAUUUUCAAAGGCAUUUUCUUUUUCUAUUCAAUGGAUGAGAAAUUUGAACUGACUGUGAAGCUGGUUAUAACAAUUGUAUUGCAGAUACUGAAAGAAUCUAUAGGAAUAAUCAAAUGGGUCCUCUGCAAAAAGUGCAGAAGUAAGACUUCUGUUGUAAAGUGUUUUUUUUUUAAAUCUAUAUGUUGGUUGUGGUUCUUCAUGGCAAUAUACCAUUCUGGGCUGUGACCUCUUGCACUCUUUACUUAUGUUGCUAUUUAUGGACUCUCCUCACUGCCAUUUUCUAGAUACCUCUAGCCUCUCUAUUAUAUGCACAAAACAGUUUCUCAUGCUUUGUUUGGCAGUUCUCUCUGAGGUUUCUACCUUUGUUUUCCUCCAAAAUCUGUGUACCAAAUAAGCAUGUUAUCUUGUUUCAGUAAUUGUACCCUCUGAAUAAUUCUGUCCCUUGAUUAAUCACAGCUGGUAUGUGUGCCCUAUAACAUAGUGGUUACUGUACUGAGCAUAUUUUGACUGUGUAUGCUGUUGCUGCCAUUCAUUUCAGACGAAUACAACAAAUUAUGUAACAAAUAAAUAUGACGUGGUUAUUUGAAAUGCUCCCUUUUUCAAAUCUGUAACAUGAACACACUCUUGGAAAUUCAAAGUAGUAUUUGGGGUGAUAAGGAAGAAAGAAAGGAGUACUUUGGUUUGUUCUUGGUCUUGUUGUGUUUCAUAUCUGCAUCUGAUCUUCAUCUUUGAAUGGGUGAGAACUGUGUUUUCUCUCCUUUGUCUUGCCUGUAUAGAUUGAAAACUUGGGGAAGUAAUGAUUUUUCUUGAGAGCUUGACGUACUAAAUGCUUUGUUGUCGGUCAGGACUUCUACAUACUGCUGUAGUAUGAAGAGUGAAUAAUAAUUCAUUGUAGGUGGUACAUGGUUGAAUGUCAGAAACAAGUUGUUGCUCAUUCAUUCAGAAAUGAUGCCCUGUUUUGUAUGUCAGUAUGAUUUGUUUGCAGAAUAAAACAUUGCAUGAAAUCAGCUAAGGCUUUCUACUGUAAGAAAGGGAGUACUCGGUGAAAAGCUCAUAAUCAAAUGAAGAAAUCCCCUUCCUUGCUGGUAUCCAAAGCUCAGUGACUGUUGCCUGUUGAUGUCCUGAUGGAGAUGGUCAGUCUGUGUAAGGCAGAAUGCAGAGCUGGUGUGCUGUCCAAUGCUUCUGCAGUGCAUGCAAAGACAGACUUCUUUAUGCAGGUCUUCAGUGCUAAACAAAGAAAGCCUUUUAGGUAAGCAUUCUGCAUUCACAUUCAGAUGCAAAUAAACUGACACGGUUUGUAAUAUAUAUACACACACACACACACGCAUAUAUAUAAAACACUGGGACAAAGUAAGCAAGUGUCUGUGCAGCUGCUCUCCCCUCCCAUUUUCUGAGAAUAAGCAAACCUGCCAAUGAGCUGACAUUCAUGAGGGGGAAAAGGUGAACUUAAUAUCACAGCUUUGCUGGAGAACGAGCUGUGAACUGUUGACCUUCAGUCCAGAGAACUUUCAGGCUCUUGGGUGGAAGGGGAGAAGGAAGCUGUGUGUGUACUUCUGUUGUUUGAAGAGGAACUCAAGCUAGGAGAUGGGCAGUUGUUGCUCAUGAAGCCUCCAUGUGCACCUGUGCAAAACACUCCUGUUCUAUUUUAAAGAAUGCUGGUAGGAAGAUGUGUGUGUUGACUCGAGAAGUUUCUGUCUCUUGGAGGAUUUGUUUAGGCUGCUUGGCAGUCAUUGGUGUAAUUUGACUUUGUGUAGUGUACCUGAGUGACUUGAUGCUUUUCUGCUUAGAAUGCCAGACCCCGUAUUUGAAGUGUGUUCAUCUUGAGGAACAAUUCAGUCCUGCCUUUCUUCCUCUUUUUCCCAGUCACCACUUCUUACAUGACACUGGCUUCCCUCCCCUAUCUGCAUGUUGUCAGUCCUGUUGGUGACUAACUAGUUCUUGCCAUCUGCAGCUGCCAUAAAGGUCACUUCUGCCUGAAUGACAGGAGGUUUUGCUUGGCUACAGGGCUGAACACAGAGAAAUUGAGGGGGAGGGGAAGAAUGUGAUUUGAUUUUGCUUUAUAUGACAUUUUUUGAGUCAUAAGACUUAAAGAUGAGGAUGGCAAACAGGUGAAGGAGAUCAGUUUGAAUGUAUGGGAAAAAAUCUCAAUGAAUGGCAGUAAAGAGCCUUAUGUUGUCAGCUAAAACAUAGGGGAAAAGGAUGGCAGAGGGGGAAGAUAGAUUCAAGAUACAGGUCCUGAAGACUGAAUAAUCACCCAGAAAUAUCAGCAUUCCAUCCUGCCGGUAUGGUGGGAGUGAGAUGGGGGACAAGGUAUUCUAUUUCUUGGAUGUUGUUAUUCCCCCUCUCCCACUGUUCAUUAAUAAUAAUAUGAAUUAUUGACCCACAAUGGGUUUUCUUUCUCAUUCAUAGCACAUCUUGAAAUUUCCAGUUCUCUUCAGUUGGAACAGCAACAUCCAUCCUCACCUUCCAGUCUCAGAAGUCUUUUGAUCAGGCCUGUGACCUAGUCCAGCACUUAAUCAAGUACUUACUAUUUUUUCCAUUAAAUUCCAUGAAACUCUAGAUCUGAUUUUAAAAAGACUUAGGUAAUUUUGGGACUUCCAUUUCCUUUUCCCCUGUAUUGAAAAUCACGAUGAUGACAGAUCUUUGUCACUGAAAUAGCGAUGUUAUGUUUUCACCAAAAAGUUUCGUGUUUUCUUAGCAAUUUCAAUAUUUUUACGUCAUGUGGCAAGUCUUGCGCUUUUUCUUUUAACUAGAUAUAUUCUUAAAAAAGGCUCCAGAAUUUUUCAUCAGUAUUUGAGUCAUGUUUGUGGUAUUUACUACCAGCUUAUAGUUCAGAGCAGCUGAAAGAUCUGUAAAAGGAAGAAGAAAAUACUGAAGUGGAAAACAUAAGUCUUGCUUCUGAAAGGCUAGGAAUGGAUGCAGUCUGUGGUAGAGAAUCAUCUUGUGUGGUUUUGACUGUGCUUAAAAAUUUGGAGUUUACACUGAAUUUGCUGAAAACUCUGACACAAAAAUACUUGGACAUUUGAACUUUUGACAUAUCAAUAUCUUGAUUUAUGUACAAAAAAGAAAGUGGUUUGUGCUUUGUUCUUUUCUUCUAGCUUUUGUGCUAUUUUUAAUUCCUGAUAAAUGCCGAUCUUAGAUUUUUUUACUCCGUGUUAGAAAGAAUGGUGUAAUAGCCUUGAAUUAAAAUGCUUGGGUUGUAUGGAAGUAGCCUGUUGGAUGCAUGUCCCGAAAAAUAACUGCGAAGGGAGGUGUUUACCAUAUGUGCCUUUGAAGUUAAUUUGGAGAAACUGCAUGUGUAAAGCUGUUGUUAUUUUGUAACCCACUUAGAGGUUGAAGGGACUGAAGUAAGGCACAUUCGUUAGCUGUUGGCAGGUUUCAUUUGGGUUCAUCUGUCAGUUGUAUCUCCAUUCACCUGUUUUUAAUGCAGGGGCAGUUUUUACUUAUCAGUGCCCCUGUAGAACAUGGAAAGAGAGUAUGUGACUGAAAAUACUGAGCAAUGAAAAUGGUCUCUGUAUUUGAGUCAUGACCUGGAUGAACCACAUGUUACCUUGUGGGAGAGUGAGGAAGCAUAAAUUUAGAGUACUGGGAGAAAACAUUUUUCAGCUUGAUUAGAAACAAGAGCAAUAAAUAAAAGCUGGCUGUGUGGAUGAGAAGGUUCAGAGGUGACAUUUAUUUUGCAAAAAUUCCUCAGGCAUUUUUUUGUGACAUGUCAAAAUUCUACUCAUUUUCAGACAAGUCUUUGCAGGUUGGGAGGCAGUUGAGUUUGCGUCCAGUUCCUGUGUCGGCUAGCUUCUCAAUUAAUUUUCAUCUUUCUCAUCUGUUUCCAGGUUGCUUUGCCUAUGGACCACCUUGUAAUUCAGAUACAAUGCAGUUUUGGUGGGAGUUCUGUCUGCAGGGUUUGGGUCAAGACUUUGUCACUGGAAAUUGCAGAAUUUCUAUUCAAUAUUAUUCCAGUGCUCCCUGAACAUCAUAAACUUAUAAGACUCUGCAUUUUUACUUUUUUUUAAUAUAUAUUUAGAAGUGGAGCCAAGAAUUGGACAAUUUUUAUGUAAUGUUCUGACAUGAUUUUUAGGGGUUUUUUUGUUGCAAAUGUCAAUCAAAUCUAGCUUCUGUUUUGUUUUUACUGAUUUGAAUGCAUUAAGACAUGUGGUACCUAAAUUAGGGCAGCAGAGGAGUUGCCAAUCAGUAAUGAAGAUUCUCUGUCAUUUUAACUGUGUGGGUGCUUAAUUGUUUUCCAUAAUAAUCCUCUGUUUCAAAGUACAAAAGAAAAGGGAUUCCUAAUGGGCCAUUGUGCUCUUCUGCAGACAAGGAAACAUGGCAUCUUUUAAAUAAUGGAGAGAUGCUUCUCUCCUCUGGUGCCUUAAUUCUGAGUAGCUAGAUAUAAUAAAUAAUCCUACUUAAAUACUGCUUUUCCUCUUUUCAUCUCAGAACACUUUAAAAGGGGGAUAAAGUCAAAGAAACAGAAGCUGAGGCACAAAAAAUUGAAAUGACCCAACCAAGGUAACCCAGCAUGUCCACAGUGGAGCCAAGAAUAAAAUUUCUAUCUCCUGUGUCCCAGGCCAAGGCUCUACCUUCUAGGCUAGUGGUCCAUGAUGUUUUUUAGGUAAGCCUCACUGCUACUAAUUCCUUCUCUCCUUGCUCUUCCUUCCUCCUCGCCACUGACUGCUGUUUCCUCAUGUGCUCCCUUCCCUCCUACUUGCAUAACCCAUUUUUCAGACCCAUCCUAUGCCCUCCUCAUUUCCCACCUCUUGUGCUACUGCUGCCUUUUCUCCAGUCACCCACUCACACUGACACCACCACUGCAAAGCAUGGCUGCUACUGAGCUUAUUUGCUUGGGGUCAAGCCACGUGUCUCCUGUUCGUUCUGGUGUGACUCACUGUCAGCAGCCUCUGCAUAGAUGUGUUGUCCCUGCUAAGCCCUUUGGGCCCAGAAGCUGGGCAGGUACCUGAGAGUGAUAUCUGAGCUAAUACAACUGCAAUACUUUGCCUUUUGCUGACUCUAACCUACGCUCCAUGGGCAGCAGAGAAACCAGUGGAAGCCUUGGAGGAUGCGCUCUUAAUAUUUGGUACCUGGAGAUGUUUGGGCUUAUGUACUUCCAUAAAGUUCUUAAAAUGCUUAAGUGAAUGCUGAGGUUUGAAAAUCUGGCUUUGCCAGCCUGAACCAGGGAAUAUCUCUUUCCAUGGGGGCAAAUGAAUAUGCUUAGUUUUAAAGCAUUUGCUUUGUCAGAUAAGGAAAGAAAGUCAAGAGAUGGAGUUCUGGAUCCAUUUUCUAACUUGAAGUUCAAUUUAAAUUAAAAUAUUGUUCUUGAUUGCAAAUAAGCAUUUGUAUUCCCCUGAGAGAAAUGUUGCACCUACAGUCCUAGAUCAAUGUAGAUGCUUUGGGACUUCCGAACAGACAAAUAUUUUAUGCCCAAACUCAAGAAAGUGAGCGAGUUAAAAAUAACCUGCAUAAUUUAAGCACAUUUUCAUGAGGUGAGGUUAGUUUUGUGUGAGCUCAGAGACAAAGUUGCUUCCAGGAUAUAUACGGAAAGCAGAGAGGUAGGCUGCCUUGUUUUGAAACUAUGAAAAGGAUAUACAAAGUGGCAAAGUAACAACUGCACUUGGGUUUUUUUCAGGAUAUCUUUUUUGUAAGCAGCUCUGUGCUCAGUUCCUUUCUGAAUGCCCUUCCCUUAACCCUGCUUGCUCUCUUCUGUAUUUCAGUCUGCUCAUUUGUCCUAGCAGCCAUUUGUUUUAGUGAUGUAUUUUCUUUUUGGCCCUGAAACUUUAAGGAGAGAGAAGGCAAUUUAUGUGAAAAAUCACUUUAUCCAGAUUAAUAAUUGCUGCGCUCGACUGUUAUCACAGCGGUAUUAGCUAGAUUAUUUUUUUUUUAUGGAGUGAGAGAUCAGAAACCACUUUGCAUAUCCUUGCUGUCUGAAAUUGUAGUUGUGGAGACACAUCAGGUUGGUCCAGAAGAAACAAGUACCUUCAUGCAGAGGAAAAGCUAUAUCUGUAGAAGGUGUGCUUGAGAUGUGCUUUUAACAUUAGCAAGUAAUAAACCAUUAAUUGUCAGCGGGUUCAGAUGAAGGACCAGCAUUGGGUCCUAUAGUUGGGGGUCCGGUGCCAAAAGCUGAGUUUGCAGAGCAAGAAACCCAGACGUUCAUUUCCUGCAGUAAACAGGCGGCGUGUAACAGAAUAUGCUUCUGCUCUUACAAUGGUGUGAAGUCAGAAGUAGUUGGUGGUGUUAUUGCAAGCCUGAGGUCAGAACCUAGCCAUGUGUAUAGUUUUAAUGCUUUAAUCAAGAUACGUAUCUCCUGUAGUGGGAGUGGGCAGGCUUGAAGGAAUUAUUGUUUGAAUCAUAAUACCCCAGCAAAAGCUCCUUAAAUGUAAAACAGCUGGGAUGAUGUGGUAAAUUUGUCUGAGGAUUCAGUGCCAGGAUUCAGUGCAACAGCUCCUAAAAUUUUCCAGUUGUCUCCCUCUUUCCCUGUGUGUUGUCAGAGCUGCCUCUGUUGUGCAAGGGAAACUGGGGUCAGAUACACCUUAAGGUUUAGAUCAUCGCCUGAAGAGUGGUGCAUGGGAAGUGCUCUACCUUUUAUUUUCUGUUUACUUCUGAAGUGUUUAUAGAAGUCACCCAAAAGACAUGGUUACCUCAAAUCAGAAUCAGCUGAGAGGAGUACCGAAAGGAAAAUGGGACCGGUAGAUGUAAAAAGUAGCACAGAAUGACAAUUGCCUUAGGGCACGUGUACCCAACCUGUUAGCUAAGGCUCAUAUAUAUGCAAAGCGCAAUGGAAGGGGGAGACCGACGUGGGAUUUACAGGGCUGAAUUUAUAGUAAUCCUUAUGGUAAUGGAGAAUUUGAGCAGCCUUCACGCUGGGCCCUUGAGUUAGUUUUAAAUGAAAAAUGGGGCAAAUAAAUCUAUUUCUGGACUUUUAAUACAUUGUAAGAGGAAAAGUUGUUCAUUAGGCAACUUUUGGAUCCUGGAUCUUACCUCUGGAGGUAAGAAAUUGCCCGAUUAUCAGAUGAGAACAGCAGCAUAGAAACAGUGGGAGAAAAAUAGUUCUUGGGAGAAAGGAUAGUCAACUGAAGUAGAAAUCAAGUACAUAAUGCUACGUCAAGGACUACAAAGGAGUUUUCUAAUUACAUACAAAUUCAGAUUAUCAGCCUUUCUUGUAUUCUUAAAACACAACUUGAGAUCUUCCUUGAUUUUCCUUUUGGAGUAGAGUUUUGUGAAGACAAGGUCCAGCUGCAGUUGGUUUUUUUGUUUGUAAUUUAGCACUUACCGGAGCCAUGAGUGUUUCUUCUGGGUUUUUUGGGUUUAAUCUCUAUUUCUUCCAAACCAUAGGGAUACUAUUCCUUUACAUUUGCAUUCUCAUCAGCAGUCGCAGAUGCCAUUGCUUGCCUAGAAGGUUGCCAACUCCUUUAAGUUCCUCAGAUGAAGAUAAAGGUGUAUCCUUCCUUAUAGAAGUACUUUAACAAAAAUGCUCAAGCAACUAGUAUGCUGUUGACACAUAGUCCAUAGUUGUCAUAUGUAGCAUCUAAAAUGAAAUUUAAUCCCAUUCGUUUCUCGGUUCUUACUGCUGCAUGUUUUGUGUGGCAAAUAAAGUGCGACUUAGAUACUGGGAUUUCUUUCAGAGUUUCAUAUCAGGUGGACUGCUGUGGCUCAGUGAAGAACAAGUGAAGGACAGGGCCCAAAGAAGUAAGAAAAACUGAAUUCAUUUAAUCAGCUAAAAAGACAAACUUUUAUUAUUGUUGGGGAAGGAAAAGGAAGAUACCUAGAUAAUUAUAGGGUUUUUUAAUCUUCCCUCAUAAAAUUACUAAUGGUGUGGAUUCUUCAGACAUCAGUUGUAUCAAGUGUUUGCAGGCUUCAUUUAUUAUCUACUAACCAAAAUUAGCAUUGUAGAACCAAAGCAAUACCAAGCUUUUUUCCUACGUAUCUGUUGAGAACACUGUAUUUAUUCAAGAUUUUUAGAAGCAAGUCUCUGGAAACCCCUGAUCGCUUCAGAAAAGGAUUCCCCUUUACACUAUACAGCAGGCACUGAAACCAUGAUACAAAAUUUAUUUCAUGCUAGAAUUGUUUUGCAUAACAUUGUGCAUGCAUUUUACUCAGUACUAAAUUGCAUACAAUGCUGUUGUCUUGUUUCUUAAACUUUGAGACCAUUUAUACUUGAGUAUUUUCCUGAUUUUGUACUAUAAGUCCCAGUUUUAAAAUAACACCUCUGUUUAAAAUUCAUACUGAUUACUUAUAUGAACAAUUUAUGAAGGGUCUUUACGUUGGAUCUAUACAUCAAUAAAAUACAACAUAACCAGAGCUGGAAAAUUAAAUCUAGGCCAGCUGUUACUGUCAGGUCCAAAGGAAGGUCCCAUGUGUCACAAGCAUGCCAACAAAAACAGACAGGAAAAAGUUUUUCUUAUUUUUAUACACUUCUAGUUGGAUUAAAAGUUCUUGAUUUCCAUGUCGGUGUGAUGAACUGUGAAGGCGUGGUCAAUAUGACCGAUGACUGCCUGAUUGCACUUUUUAAAACCAUUACUUUGUAUCUUGUAUACAAAAAGAAGCAAUCCAUAGCAAAGAAAUGUACAGUUUUAUAAUGUUUUACAUUUUGGCUACAACAAUGUAUGUAAAAGUAAAGAGCUUUGAAAGAAAAUAUAUAACUUUGCUUUUUUUUCUCCUUAA
Messenger RNA from Phalacrocorax carbo (great cormorant), 11521 nucleotides. Lineage: Eukaryota; Metazoa; Chordata; Aves; Suliformes; Phalacrocoracidae. The record is from RefSeq and is a predicted model, not a curated record.